GAGCACCACAUUUUCUUCCUAAUGCUACUGUUUGUAGCCUCAGGUCAUCUCAUUCAAGACCCCUCACUGGAUGACCACUGGGAGUCCUGGAAGGAAAGCUACCAGAAAACAUACAAGGAUAAGGGAUAUGAGCUUUCAAGGAGGCUUAUUUGGGAAAAGAAUUUCCGCAUGAUUGAGAGACAUAACCUUAAGUUUUCCAAAGGACAAUCAACUUUUGAGAUGGGAAUGAACCACCUUGGGGACAUGACCAAUGAAGAAAUUAAUUCCAUGCUCAAUGGACUCAGAAUACCUGAAGACAACAGAAACAACUUUACUGAUGCUACAUAUGCUGAACCUUCAGAACCUUCAGAUGAUCAGUGUUCAAAGAGAGUAAAUUGGGUCAACAGGGGGUAUGUCACUAAAGUCCGAAACCAGGGGCAUUGUGGCUCCUGCUGGGCUUUCAGUGCCACGGGUGCUCUUGAAGGCCUACUCAAGAGGACCACGGGCAGAUUGGUGGCACUAAGCCCCCAGAACUUGAUGGACUGCUCCUCAGACUUUGGAAACCAUGGUUGUAAUGGAGGAUACCUUACCACAUCAUUCAAGUAUGUGAAGUUGAAUAAUGGCAUUGACUCUGAAAAGAGCUACCCUUAUGAACACAAGGAAGGAAGAUGUCGAUACUGUCUUCGGGGAAGAGCAGCAACAUGCAAGUCAUACAAAACCAUACCGUGGGGCAAUGAGAAGGCUCUUCAAAGAGCAGUGGCUAGAGUUGGUCCUGUGAGUGUAGGCAUUGAUGCCAGUCAGUCUUCCUUUCAUUACUAUAAAAAAGGUAUCUACUAUGAGCCAUUAUGCAGCAGUCGAAAGAUAAACCAUGCUGUUUUGCUGGUGGGAUAUGAUCAAAUGAAAGGCUUUGACUACUGGUUGGUUAAGAACAGUUGGGGUACUCGCUGGGGAAAUAAAGGAUACAUUAAAAUGGCCCGAAAUCGAAACAACAAUUGUGGAAUAAGCUGUUGGGCUUCUUAUCCAACAAUGUGAAGACCUUUCGAUGCUGAGGUUGAUACUCGACUGCAUGAGCUGAUGCAAACCUCAAAGCCAAAUCUGUCACUGCACUCUGCUGCUGAGCAUUUACCAAAGAUUCAUCAUAACUUCCCUUAGGCAAUCUGUAAAGAAAAAACAGUUAAAGAGUUUUUUUUUUUCAUUUUAAAUUUGUAUAACUGAUGUUAAACACAAACUGGGCUAGCUCCCUAUCCAGAGUUGGUACCUCCUUGUGCUGGAUGUUGCCCUGAUAAUUACUUGAUUCCCAUAGCUGUGAAAUGGAUGAGAUUAUUAGAAAUGUGUUUGAUCAACAACAUCAACAUUUCAUGGACAUCAUUGUAUUGUGGCAUGGAAAUCCCCAGUAAAGACAAGCAGUUUUAUUUUGUUUUUAACUAAAACCUAAAAUAAGAUCAGCCUAAUUCUGAAAAGUGAACACAUGGCAUUUUUUAAUAUUUGUCAUACAUUAAAUAGGAGUCUCAGAACAGCACACAUAUAUUUUCAAAACCUAGAUUCAAAAUUU
Messenger RNA from Erpetoichthys calabaricus (reedfish), 1531 nucleotides. Its product is annotated as procathepsin L-like. Lineage: Eukaryota; Metazoa; Chordata; Cladistia; Polypteriformes; Polypteridae. Gene Ontology annotation, cellular component: lysosome. The transcript is spliced from 7 exons. The record is from RefSeq and is a predicted model, not a curated record. Gene Ontology annotation, molecular function: cysteine-type endopeptidase activity. Bases 22 to 1011 code for a protein of 329 amino acids. Gene Ontology annotation, biological process: immune response.